Molecule: messenger RNA, 396 nt
Organism: Octopus bimaculoides (California two-spot octopus)
Lineage: Eukaryota; Metazoa; Mollusca; Cephalopoda; Octopoda; Octopodidae
Source: RefSeq, a predicted model, not a curated record
AUGUUGAUAUGUAAGCUCGGUUUAGUGACCUGCUGGGGGUUAGAUAUACCACGUUGGGUGACAUUUUCUUUUGAAGUUAAUGUUGCUGGUGCAGAUAUCUGUUUGCAGGAGAAUCCUAUUGAAUUACAGAGUGAUGAAAUAUUUCAAGCAGGAUUUAAAGAUGGAGAACAUAAUGUAUGGAAAAGUAACGACACUGCUACAAAGUAUCCACCACUCUGGGAGGGAGCGCAAUUGUACUUUACUGCUUUUCUUUUAUCUUACCUUGUUGAAUCUGGUUUCUGCCAUGUCACUAGCAUAAUGUCAAAAGCUAUUAAUCAAAUCGACAUCGUAGAAACAGGUGAUCUUCGAAUAUCUUUGACAACGUUGGAGGAAAAUAUUGCAAAACUAGCUGAGUAA